Oreochromis niloticus (Nile tilapia) is the source of this 2554-nucleotide messenger RNA. It is a transcript of the gene slc52a3-2b, whose product is annotated as solute carrier family 52 member 3-2b. Gene Ontology annotation, cellular component: plasma membrane. Bases 203 to 1555 code for a protein of 450 amino acids. The transcript has 4 exons. Gene Ontology annotation, molecular function: riboflavin transmembrane transporter activity. Gene Ontology annotation, biological process: riboflavin transport. The record is from RefSeq and is a predicted model, not a curated record. NCBI's taxonomy places the organism in Eukaryota, Metazoa, Chordata, Actinopteri, Cichliformes, Cichlidae.
CUGCAUGUGUGUGUAGAGAGGUUAGAAAAGGAGAGGGCAUAAACACACACACACACAUUUGCGGCAGAUGUAACAAAAAAAAAAGUCGAAUCAGCCAAGAGUGAAGGUUUUUGGAAGGAGAGAAGCCAGGGGAGAGUGGUUUCUUGUUCCUUGUUCUGAAACAGAUUCUGUAGGUGUUCAUUUGCUCAGUUCUGCUCGCAUCAUGUCGCUGCUGACUCACGUGCUGGCGUGCCUGUUUGGAAUGGGCUCCUGGGUGGCCAUCAAUGGGAUGUGGGUGGAGCUCCCCUUGAUCGUAAAUGAUAUCCCAGAGCGCUGGUUGCUGCCCUCCUACCUCACAGUUCUCAUCCAAAUGGCCAACAUAGGCCCUCUCUUCAUCACGCUGAUGCACCGCUUCCGCCCAGGGGUGCUCGAUGAGCGGCCAGUCAUCUACGGCAUUGUAGGGUUGGGCAUCGUUGCUACAUUCCUUCUGGCUUUCCUUUGGAAGCACACAGUGACCGUCGGAGGCUCUUUGCAUAGUGUUCCACUGCUGACAUUAAGUUUCCUGCUAUCUGUGGUGGACUGCACCUCAUCUGUUACCUUUCUUCCUUUCAUGAUGCGGCUGCGUCCACAAUAUCUCACAACGUAUUUUGCAGGUGAGGGCCUCAGUGGUCUUGUGCCUGCAGUGGUGGCACUUAUUCAAGGCGUUGGUGUAGUUCACUGUGAAAAUGCCACUUUAUCUAAUAAUUCCAACACAACUGACAAUGGAAUGCUACAGGCCAUCUACCAGCCUGCUAAAUUCUCUGCGCAGGUCUUCUUCAUAUUCCUUAGUGUAAUGAUGGUCGUGUGUCUGGUCGCUUUCCUCCUACUCAAUCACCACCCGGCUGUGGCUCGUGAGAGAAAAAGCGAACGGUACUUCAGUGGGGAACUUGACCGUGAAAAGAAAGAACAAGGCCUAUCUCUGAAUGCCCAGACACCAGAGCAAAAGCCCAUGAUCAACCCCUCGGAGGCUGGCAAGAGGGAACUUAGGAGUUCUUUCGGGAGGGGGACAUAUAGUAUCUUUGAGGUGGUGUUUAUCUUUGUAGUGUUGGCUUGGGUCAAUGCUCUGACCAAUGCAGUGCUGCCUUCAGUGCAGUCCUACUCAUGCAUGCCUUAUGGGAACAAGGCUUACCAUCUAGCUGCCACCAUGGGAGCUGUUGCUAACCCUGUGGCUUGCUUCAUCGCCAUGUUCAUACCAAUAAGGUCUCUUGUCUUCAUGGGAGUUUUGACCAGUUUUGGGACUGGAUUUGGAGCCUACAUUAUGGGCAUGGCUGUUCUAAGUCCCUGUCCUUUGCUGGUCCACAGUACCUCUGGAACUGUAGUCAUAGUGCUGGCCUGGAUACUCUUUGUCCUCUCCCUGUCUUAUGUCAAAGUCAUCAUUGGGGUGAUCCUGAGGGAUGAAGGCCACAGUGCCCUCGUGUGGUGUGGAGCUGUAGUGCAGCUGGGUUCAAUGCUCGGUGCUCUAACCAUGUUCCCACUUGUUGGUUUCUAUCAGCUUUUUGAGUCGGGUGAUGCUUGCAACACUAAGUGUCCAACAUAGAUGUAAAAGGUGUCUAAGUUCAACUCUGCUGUACAGAACUCUAGUAUUAAUUGCACUUGUUUUAGUAGAACUGCACUUAUUCCAACUUGUUGUAAGAGAGCUGGCAAGUUAUAGGUGAAAAUCCACCACAGUGUCACUCCGUGUUUUUACCUAAGUUGUGUUUGUAAAUGUCAUAUACUUUAUCAGUAGUUAAUGAUGUAUGAAGUACACAUACACCCAGUGCUUAACAAAUGUAUUAGACCACCUCUCAUAAAAACAAGUAAACACAAAUAAUUUCACAAAGUUUGAAUUCAGAGUUUUAUACCCAAAUCUGAACAGGCACACUGGACCUUAUCAGUGAUGUCAGAAUCAAGCACAACAUUCAAGCACUAAAACAAACUUUUCUGUUCAGUAAUACAAGUAAAUGAGUAUAAUUUCUCAUGUUAAUUUUGAAAAAUAAUUUAAAAAUGAGCUUUAUUUUUAUUUAUUUAUUUAUUUUUUGUGAAACACAAAAUUUGAAAAGUCUACUUGCAAAAAUUGAUGCAAUCUCUUUAAUUCAUUACAGAAACAUAAAAUAAUGAUUUUGGUAGUUGCCAGUAUUAUUAAUAUAGAGCUGCUGUGGCACAAACCUUACAUUGGAUGGUGAUCUAAUAAAUUUGUUAAGCACUAUAUCCAUCUAUAGUGUCUCAGACUACAAAAAGACCAAACUAAAUAGUGUUCUGCUAUUAAAUAUAUUACAAAACCUUGUCAGUUCAAAGGUCAAAGCUAUUUUACUUGAAGUUUGAACAUCAUGUUAGAUGAUAAUGUUCAACGUAUACUUUCUUGAUUUUGCUUUAUAAGAAGUUAUGGUACUGUUGCCUUUAAAAUGUGCCUUAAUUCUAUAAAAUGACCUGGGCAUUUUGGGGGGUAGACUACUGUGUUGUUUAAAUAAAACUACAAUGUGCUUUGUAUAUGUUACUGAAGUGGAGAAACUGUUGAACAAUACCAAAUAAAACAUUUGUUUAAUUACUGCCUAAAAAA